CUACACUACAUUCAUGAUUCAUACAACACUCCAGGGUUUAGCCUAGGGUUUUUUUUCCCCUCUAGUUCCCAUUGCACAUUUGCACCCAAAAACCCAAGAAGAAGAAGAAGAAGCAAAGAAAACGAUGUGGUACCUUUGCUUCUUCUUCCACAGAUUACUGGACUACAGAAAAGCCGAGGUCGAAUCACUAGCCCAACUCUUCUGCUCCGAAGAAGAACUUCACGAUUUGCAAUGGAGGCUCCCAUUGCACCACCACCAAGACUCCCCCUUUCACUUCGUCAAUCUCCCCUCCGAGGAAGUCGCCACCAAAAUCGCCAAUCGCAGCAUACUAGUCAAAGGAAUGUAUGAACUUUGGGGAGAAGGAGGUAGCUAUGAGGAGCUUGAGGAGUCUAUACGAAAUUACCCAGAUGAGCGGAAGUUGCCGUACCUAGAGUCAGAUAGUACUUUCAAGAUUAAUGUGGACACAUUUGGAAAGGUUCUCAGCCUCCAGGAGCAAACCCAACGCAUUACGGGGUUUCACUACAUCCCUUUCAAGGGUCGAGUUAAUUUGAGAAAUCCAGAGCACAAGUUCUGGCUCAUGGAAACUGAUAAUUAUGGAGCGAACAAUGGUCUUCCACCAAUUGUUGAAAGAAGAAUCUUUUUUGGUCGGGAGAUUGGCGGUGCUGAUAGAAAGCUAUUGCCAACUUAUGAACUGAAAAGCCGCACUUAUCUGGGCCCAACAGCCAUGGAUGCAGAAAUCGCAUUCCUGAUGGCGAACCAAGCAUUAGCCACACCAGGGAAGCUUUUUUUCGACCCUUUUGUUGGCACUGGGAGUAUUCUUAUAGCCGCUGCUCAUUAUGGAGCAAUGACAAUGGGUGCAGAUAUUGAUAUCAGGGUGGUACGUGAUGGGAAAGGCCCUGAUUGUAACGUUUGGAGCAAUUUCAAGCAGUAUGGACUACCCAUGCCGAUUGCUUUGUUAAGGGCAGAUAAUAAUCUUCCUCCUUGGCGUUCUGGGUUGAAAGAGGUAUUUGAUGCCAUAAUCUGUGACCCUCCUUACGGUGUUCGUGCCGGUGGGCGCAAAUCCGGUGGCCGGAAGUUGCUUAAAGGGGUUGUUGGCCCUUACACUGUACCUGAUGACAAGAGAACAGGCCACAUACCAUCAACUGGUGCUUACACCUUGGUUGAGUGCGUGCAUGAUUUGCUUGACCUGGCUGCCAGGAUGCUUGUAAUGGGUGGAAGGCUUGUGUUCUUCUAUCCUGUUUUGCGAGAAGACGAAAAUGCAGAAACCCAUUUCCCAGAGCACCCGUGUUUCAAAUUGAUUGCUUCUUCUGAGCAGAUUCUGAGCUCACGAUAUAGUCGAGUGUUACUAACCAUGGUUAAGACAAGUCAAUACACCGAAGAAGUUGCAGAAGCAGCCAGAAUUAAGCACAUCGACUUCAAAGAGAACCAUCUAAAGUGGUUAGAAGAUGGAAACCUUCAUUCUGCAGUUUUCAGUCCUGCCGAUGCUCAAUUAAAUGGGACCGGUGAUGCUAAAGCCACCAAAGAGCAAAAGCCGAAGUACAGGGGGAAAUAUGUAUAG
This is a messenger RNA of Fragaria vesca subsp. vesca, 1558 nucleotides long. Its product is annotated as tRNA (guanine(10)-N2)-methyltransferase homolog. NCBI's taxonomy places the organism in Eukaryota, Viridiplantae, Streptophyta, Magnoliopsida, Rosales, Rosaceae. Gene Ontology annotation, cellular component: cytoplasm. The transcript has 6 exons. Bases 125 to 1558 code for a protein of 477 amino acids. Gene Ontology annotation, biological process: methylation. Gene Ontology annotation, molecular function: nucleic acid binding. The record is from RefSeq and is a predicted model, not a curated record.